GGUCUGCGGUUCUUUCCGGGCCUUCAGAGGCGGAGCUGUCCCUGACCAAGCGGCGGGAGCUAGGGUUCAGAGAUGGGCAGUGAGAAGGAGCAGAGUCAAGAACCACACCUGCCUGAGGAAAGGGAAGGGGGUAAACCUUGGAGAGCGGAUGGCUCAGAGGGUUCUCGGAUCCCACUUGGGGAAAAGGAGCAUGGGCAGGAAAGCCCAUCGAAGGGGCCACAAGGAACAUGUCCAAAAAAGCCAUGGCAGAAAGUCAUUGCCCCAGCAGGAGGGCCAGGGGACCCCACUGCUCUUCCAAAGUCUGAGGCAGAUGAGAAGCCCUUUAUAUGUGCCCAGUGUGGCAAAACCUUCAACAAUACCUCCAACCUGAGAACACACCAGCGAAUCCACACUGGCGAGAAGCCCUACAAGUGUUCUGAAUGUGGCAAGAGCUUCUCAAGAAGCUCCAAUCGCAUCCGGCAUGAGCGGAUCCACCUAGAAGAGAAGCACUACAAAUGUCCCAAGUGUCAGGAAAGCUUUCGGCGGCGCUCAGACCUCACCACACACCAGCAAGAUCACCUGGGCAAGCGGCCGUACCGCUGUGACAUCUGUGGCAAGAGCUUCAGCCAGAGUGCCACUUUGGCUGUGCAUCACCGGACCCACCUGGAGCCAGCACCCUACAUCUGCUGUGAGUGCGGGAAGAGCUUCAGCAACAGCUCCAGCUUUGGUGUGCACCACCGCACCCACACGGGUGAGAGGCCUUAUGAGUGUGCUGAGUGUGGGCGGACCUUCAGCGAUAUCUCCAACUUUGGAGCGCACCAGAGGACCCACAGAGGGGAGAAGCCCUACCGUUGCACUCUGUGUGGGAAACACUUCUCUCGAAGCUCCAAUCUUAUCCGCCACCAGAAAACACACAUGGGUGAGCAGUCUGGGAAAGAGUCCAGCUGAAGAGGAGCCCCCGGUACAGAGUGGGGGACAGAGUGAAAGAUUCACCCUAGUGGAGGAAGAUCUGUGGCAUCAGCUGCUGCACCUUGACGUCAAACCCUUCAUCCCACUUUAGAGAAUGGUUUCCUAUUGUCUCUGAAACCAGGAUCCCCAGGAAGUCCCGAGAAAGGACUAGAAGUAAAAAUCCUUGCCAUCUCCCAGGCAGUUACUUGUCUUGGAAAAUCAGAAGAUCCAGUCUCAGCUUCACCUCCUUGGGGUGGGUAACAGAAAUAGGGUAGUCUCAGAACAUGUUCAUAUCAUUAAGACUGAAGUCAUCUGGUCUUUAAGGGAAUACCUGUAAGACGGUGUCACUGAAGGGCCUUUGUAUAGUCUGGACUGCUUAGGACACACCACAGAGGCCUACUAGUUUCCACCUGCCAUGCCCCAACCCAAGUGUGCUUCUAGAUGUCUAGGUUGAGAGGAGUGGCCCUCCUAGUGGGAGGGGCCUCCUUAGUCUAAGAAGAGGUUUGAGGUCCUGCCUUAAGAAUGAAAGGAAAGCCCUCAGGGAUUCAUGAUCAGUGACCUCACACUCUCCCAUAUUUUUUACCUGUUAUCCCCUCCUGAGCCUGCAUCUGUUUCCCUAGAAUGAUCAGCAGUAAAACCCUUCAAUGAAAGGACCUGUGUACUUGUUUCCCCAAACAAGUGGGGAGCUGGGGAGAUUGUCCCAGUGCAGCCAUUCUAGAAGGAAGAUGAAUUCCAAGAAAGUUAGGUGGUUGGGUACUCUGAAAAGCAAAGGAAAGUUGGCUGAGUUCCUGAGGCCUUUGAGGAAAAGGGGGAAAGGAAAAGACUAACAUCCAUUAAACAUCUAACUAUGCUGCUGUUUCUAUGAUUCUGCUGGUUACAUUUACAUUUUUCAUCUUAUUGUCAUAACAGUCCCCAAGGGUAUAAGAUGAGGAAACAGAGGUAAGGAAAGGUUAAAUCAUACAGCAGGUAUGUAGUGGAGCAGUUUCAAGCUGAACCUCCCAGUGGAUGCUCUUUUUCACUGAAUUCACCUUGUUGGCCUCUGAAGGAGGAGCCACAUAGUAGGCUGGCCUGCAGGUGGGAGCCAGUGUGAUCUCUUGAUAUGGCCCUGGAACAUUCACUCUGGAACUCUGUACCAAGCAUGACAACCAUUUCAACUUUAUUAAGUACUUUUUCUGUGGCUAAAAAAAAUGAUAGUAGCAGGAAGUAGUGUUUGAGGGAGAGGAUGAGAGAACUCUCAGGAAUAUAAUGAGAGUUUGCCGUUAGUAGCAAUAAUUCAGUCCCUAAGACUGGGAUAGCUGGGGAGCUGGGGAGACUGUCCCAGUGCAGCCAUUUCCUGUCUAGUCUUCACAUGGCAGAUUAAAAAAAAAAAAAUUUAAACAUGAAAUUUAGCAUUAACCCAGCUUUUCUCUAACAAAUAAACACUCCUUUCUACCUUUCUCAAGUCUAGGGAAGUAAUGGCAAACCUUCUAGAGCUUUCAGAGAUAAACUCCAUUAUGGCGCAUAUGCCACAAGUUUUUGCCACCACUGGUCUAGGGUUUUGUCCUUUAUAGUGUGGGGCCCUCUUCAUUUGUAGCCAAUUCCCAGAAUAUGAACUAAUAGCACCUGCAACUUGACCUAUCAGAUGAGUAUCCAGCCACUCAUUCAGGAAGGAGGUACCAGGAGCUUUCAGUUACACUGAAUUGAAUUUUGAAAACCACCUGAGAAGAAUGUGGAAAGAGGCUGACAGAAAGUGACUUGCUCACAAAAUAGAGUAAGUAAAUGGCAGGGCCUGGAACUGAACCUACUUCUACCCAAAGGUUUUUUGUUUGUUUUUUUAACUAUAGAAGACUCUGUCCCAAAUGAUUAUCUUACAUUUGUAGGGCACUUUAUAGUUUAUAAAGCACUUUUAUACAUGUUAUCUUGUUUCUUGAAAAUCUCCACAAAAUAACGUAGUAACCUAAUCUAAGAUGUUAAGUGACAUACAUUCUAAUAAUAAAAACCACAUGUAUCAAAUGCCUUCUGCUGCUAGUUAUUACAUACCUACUAUCUCUGAUCUCCAUACUAUUCUCUGAGGUAGUAGUAUCCCCAUUUUCAAUAUAAGAUUCUGUGAGGAUAAAUUACCUGGCUUACUUGUAGAGUUGGGAUUUAAAUAAGAAUAAUUGCAACACCAAGCUCUUCAUUAUACCCACUAUCAAGCCAGAUCUGCUGGACCCCAGUCCAGGGAGCUUUGUGUGAUUAUCCUGGCUUUCAGGGAGUUUCUGCUGCCAAUCAGGCCCAGGACUAAUGAAUGUUUCACGCACUUGCUUUGAUUGUGGGACAAGAAUCCCUGGCCAAUCUCAUGUGCCCGUUUUAGACUUAGCUUAUAGGCUAAAGUUUCUGUUUGAUUGUUUUUUUUUUUUUUGAGUCCUAAUUAGCCCAUUUAUUCAUUCUCUGACUUCCUUUUUUGUUAAUGCCCUUCAUUUUCUCCAUUCCUUGUUUUCUUUUCCUUCCUUCCACCUCUCCUUUUGUCUUUUUCUUUUCUUCCUCCUUCAACACCCCCAGCCUCCAGUAACUAGGAAUAUCGACAGUGAAGACAGUGCAACCCUGUAUUCUCUAGUACAUUAAACUGACAAGUUGCAGUGCAGUGAUAGAUGACAUUACAGUCAUAACCAGGGUGCUGUAGGUACCUGGGAGAAAGCUUAAUCUGGCCUGUAUGGGUCAGGAGGGCCAGGAGUAAAUGAUACAUGGUCCUUGCAAGGAAACCAGCAAGAGAAACUCCCUUGAAUAAAUUGCUGGAGAAACACAGGUGGAUGUAGCACACUCUCCUGAAGGGAUCUUGAAGAAUGAUUAGGUGUUUACUAGAUAAAAAGAAGUGGAAAGUUUUUUCAGAUGGAAAGGAAGACUCAGUGUUUUAGGGACCAAUGAAAUGUUUGAUGUAGUUAGAGUAACCUGUCAGAAGAGGAGACUGGUAAGGUAGAUAGGCCAGGUCAUAAAGGGUGUUAAAUGCCAGAUGAGAUUUAGAUUGUGGAUGAUAGAAUUGUAAAGUAAAGGAGUGACAGGAUACCAUUCACCUUUCAGGAAGAACACUCAGUCUAGUGUGAAGGAUGGACUUAACGGGGGUCAAAUGAUCGGGGCAAUACUGUAUGUAUAAACCGGGUGGCAGCUGGGGCCCUCAGGUCUCAGGGUCUUGGCUGGGGGAUUUAGCUCGGUGGUGCUGCAUCUGCCUCAAUUCUCAGUCUUGUCACUUCCAUACAACAGAAAUUGAGACCCUCCAUACAGUUUCUGGGAUUUUUGAUCCAAUGGUUUCUUCUUGCUUGAUUUAUUCUUGUGGUUUAUUCAAACCUUUUAAAAUUUUGUCUCCAUUGUCCCUGUCACAGAACUCAACAGGUUAGAAAUUACAUCGAACCAAGAAUUUUGUAAAUUUAGACUCCUUUCGUAGAGAUUGAGAGUCUUGUGGGGUGGGGUGGGGUCACGAUGACAUGUCGCUGGCUUCCUCUUCUCCUUUCUCCCAUUUCUGCCCAUAUCUCUUCUUCCUGGACUUCCAUAACAAGACUGGUGUAUUUUACUACAGUUGGUGUUGCUGUCUUACUGUCAUCAAAGACAAUUUUUUCUUACAUAUUUUAUCAUCUCCAAACCUGAGAUGUGUUUUACAAUUGAUAAUGUUUUAGAUUUAUACUGUGAAAUAUCACAGUAUAAGAAAGAUAGGAAGUGAUGGAGUCAGCAAGAUAGAAUGUGAAGUCCCAGCCCAUAUGCCUCCACAGAGACAACUUCAACAAUCCCUUUAUAAGAACUCUAGAGUUCUUCCAGAAUCAAGGCGUUUCAGUACCGCGGGCAAACAUAGAGCCAAUAGGAACCGCAUUGAAAUGGGUAGGAUGGGUAGGAAGAGUCACUUUACACAAGACUGCCCUUUCCCCUAAGCUGGCACAAUUCAGCCUGGGUCAUAGAUGCUCCCUUGAGGGAAAAAGAGACUAGACCAUGUAUCCAAUAUUCUGGCUUUUCAGAGGACUUCCCAAGGGACUAGUUCCUCUCUUGCUUAACUUGAAAGAUUAAUGGAAAUGGAAUAAUAUGAGUUUGUGGGAAGCCACUGAAAGCCAGGGUGUGGGGCAGCUUGCUGUAUUACGAGGGCCCGAUAUAUGGUAGACAGGCUCCCAAAUGUAGCUGCUCCCUUGGGAGGGAGAGAUAAGAGUAGAGCAGAUGUACAGUAUUCUACCUUUUUUAUUUUUGGAGAGUUGCUCAGGGGACUGGUAUAUGUUUUGCUUGAUUAAGGAUACUGAUGGGAAGUCAGCAUCAUUUGAGUACCUACCUAGUGGCCACUGAACACAAGAAACAGGCUUGCGGGUUAGUCUGAGAAACUGCAGUACAGUACUGCAAACAGACACCAGAGGGAGCAAGAAAUUGUGAGCGCCUUGAGAAAAGCUGGCAAACCUUUGGGAAAUCAAAAGCAUAAAGCCUAGAAAAGUCACAUCCCCUCAAAAAGAUUCAGAGAGUCCCAAACUCCAACCCUGAAUCUAGCUGGGCUGAUUACUGAAGAUCAGUGUGAAUCUAGUCUGUGAAAAAUCAGAAAAAUGAUGCAUAAAUAAAACAACAAUAUCAACAGAGACAA
Messenger RNA from Fukomys damarensis (Damara mole-rat), 5488 nucleotides. RefSeq names its product zinc finger protein 691 (gene Znf691). Gene Ontology annotation, molecular function: RNA polymerase II cis-regulatory region sequence-specific DNA binding; DNA-binding transcription activator activity, RNA polymerase II-specific. Bases 73 to 927 code for a protein of 284 amino acids. NCBI's taxonomy places the organism in Eukaryota, Metazoa, Chordata, Mammalia, Rodentia, Bathyergidae. The transcript is spliced from 2 exons. Gene Ontology annotation, biological process: regulation of transcription by RNA polymerase II. Gene Ontology annotation, cellular component: nucleus. The record is from RefSeq and is a predicted model, not a curated record.